Messenger RNA from Didymella exigua CBS 183.55, 1100 nucleotides. RefSeq lists its product as uncharacterized. The record is from RefSeq and is a predicted model, not a curated record. Lineage: Eukaryota; Fungi; Ascomycota; Dothideomycetes; Pleosporales; Didymellaceae. The coding region runs from base 115 to 729 and encodes 204 amino acids. The transcript has a single exon.
GGGGGGGGGACCGUGGCAUAAAGUACGAACUUCACGUAGAAUAGGACCGUGGACGGGGAUUGCCUGGUCUGAUGAGGCUUUGGGUUGGGCUUAAGCUUGGGCUUGGGCUUGGGCAUGAGCUUUGGGGUUUGGGUUUUAGGUUUUGGGGAUUGGGUGCGAGACUCGGUGAUGACUCGUGAGGGAGAAGACCCUGAUGGCGGACGCGUGUGCAGAUUUGCAGACGGUGCAGGGCCGAAUGUGUGCGCGGGCCAUGCGGUGCUGGAGAAGAUGCUCGAUGCUCACACCGCGCCGAUAAGAUUGCGGCUCCGAGGUGUGUGCUUCGCCCUUUGGUGCUGCCGAUUCCACUUGCACUUCUGCCCACCUGCACGCACCAGUCACGUCUCUAGGAAUACUCACAGCAUCGCUACGAGAGAAUUGAUGUAUGUAUGUAUGCAUGUAUGUAUGUAUGUAGUAUGUAUGCAUGUAUGUAUGUAUGUAGUAUGUAUGCAUUUAUGUAUGUAUGUAGUAUGCAUGCAUGUAUGUAUGUAUGUAUGUAUGCAUGUAUGUAUGCAUGUAUAUAUAUCCAGCCUCGGAAUCUCACAGGUGCAGCUAAGAUCGCACAACGGGCAGCGGGCCGCUGCAUGCAUGCAUGUGCAUGCCGAUCAGUUGUGCGAUCAGAGACGGGCGUGGGUGACAUGUCUUUGUCCCUUUGGGCGUAGGGUACCGGACUUCACGUUUGACAGGCUUUGAGCCUGUCCAGUCAGCUCUGGCACAUUGGGGGCGAGCAUGCCGAGUGCUGUGCUACCUACGCGGGGCGCUGAGCAUUAUUAUCGGUGUCUGCGUGGGUGAGGGGCUGUUGCGGGGGGGGUCUUGCACGAGCGGGUGCUGGUGCGCCUCACAGUAUCUAUGCAGUCAAUGGAAAUCUUGGUAUGCUCGCUGCUGCAUCCGCGACAUGUUGCUCAGUAGCCAAGUCCAAUUCCCCAAGCCCCGGCGGAGGGUAUCGGCAGAGCACGUGGAUGACAGCAAACGUCAGUCGUUCGAUUGGGCGAAGUCGAGCGAGGUGUGGCGGAAACAGACCAAAGGCCGCGGGCCAGGGUGUGAAAUGCAACCUUAUCGAUAGG